AUGGUUUCGUCUUUUAAGCUUUCCUCGCUGAAGCAGCGACGACCACAAGGUACCUUACAAAUGGGAAAUGGAUCGGAUCCGUUUCAAGAUCAUGGCUUCGAUUUACUUCUUUGCGAGAAUCAUCUUGGCUCUGGAUUGACAUUCGCCGGUUUAGUAUUUAUGUUUAUGAUUAUGAUUACUUCUCUUUUUGGCAACACGCUCGUGUGCAUAGCAAGUGUAAAAUUUUCGUAUCUGCAUUCAUAUUCGGAGCAUUUCAUAGUCAGCCUUGCCCUGUCAGACAUAAUGGUCGCGGUCUUCGUUUUGCCGUUUGACGUCAUAUACUGGAUAACCUUCCCCAGGUGGCCUUUGGGUGGGUACGUGUGCAAUCUAUGGAACGCGUCCUUUUUUCUUUUCCUAACAGCUUCCGUGUUAAAUCUGACAGCAAUAAGUAUAGACCGCUAUUUAGCCGUGGUAUAUCCACUUCGCUAUACCAUAUGGAUGACGUCGAAGGUGGCCAAAUCCAUGAUAGCCAGUGUUUGGCUGUACUCUUUCAGUAUUGCAAUUUUAUUGCUUUUUUUGUUAGAUCCGCCGAAAGACGAGACUUAUAGUUUUGACUUGAACCCGUUUGUUCAUGGUUUCCUCCUCAUCGGAAAUGUUAUCUUCCCCUUUCUUAUUAUGAUGAUUUUGUAUUUCAAGAUUUAUACAAUCGCUAAAGGGCACGCCCAGCGUACUGGGGUUAAUACCAUGACGUCAUCAAAUAGGGCUUCGUCAGUGGCGUCAUCGCGAACGACUUCUUUUGGACGGGAACUGAGAAUCGCUAAGAUGCUUGGGAUCGUGGUGCUGUGCUUUGUUAUCUGCUGGUUGCCUUUUGAAAUCAUUAAUGUUGUGAUUCUUAUCGACGAAGGUGUAGAGACAUGCGCAGUGGAGCUUGUUGAUACUGUCACGUGCUGGCUUGCAUACCUGCAUUCUUCGCUCAAUCCGCUGCUGUACGCGUUUACGGGCUCAGAGUUUAGACGCGCGUUCAGAAAGCUUUUGUGCAGGAGAGAAUGGAGAACUGGUGCAGAAUUGUCUCAUAGUCAAAGCAAUGCGGCUAAAAGACGGCCUGCCGGCUCCGUAUCGGAUAUGAAAGCGCAGGAGAUCAGUAGCUUACAUCUUUGA
Pocillopora verrucosa is the source of this 1137-nucleotide messenger RNA. RefSeq names its product D(1A) dopamine receptor-like. Gene Ontology annotation, cellular component: dendrite; plasma membrane. NCBI's taxonomy places the organism in Eukaryota, Metazoa, Cnidaria, Anthozoa, Scleractinia, Pocilloporidae. The record is from RefSeq and is a predicted model, not a curated record. Gene Ontology annotation, molecular function: G protein-coupled serotonin receptor activity; neurotransmitter receptor activity. Gene Ontology annotation, biological process: chemical synaptic transmission; G protein-coupled receptor signaling pathway, coupled to cyclic nucleotide second messenger.